Messenger RNA from Centropristis striata (black sea bass), 1287 nucleotides. Its product is annotated as inosine-uridine preferring nucleoside hydrolase-like. Bases 201 to 1157 code for a protein of 318 amino acids. The record is from RefSeq and is a predicted model, not a curated record. Lineage: Eukaryota; Metazoa; Chordata; Actinopteri; Perciformes; Serranidae. Gene Ontology annotation, molecular function: hydrolase activity, hydrolyzing N-glycosyl compounds. The transcript is spliced from 7 exons.
CUUGUGAUAUCUAACCAUAUUAAAUAUCCUAAUUAUUUUAAAUCUUAUAAAGAAAAUCGAUUAAAAAUGAUUCACAAAACAUCUAAAUGUGUCUGUUUCCAGUGCUUUGAGUUCAUCCAAAACAAUAACAAAACUUUUUUUUGACUGGCGUCUGUGGUUUGUCCUUCAGCUGGACACUUGUGGGGCUCUUGUCUCUUUUCAUGAUGCAGAAGUUUAUUCUGGAUGUGGACACUGGGGUGGAUGAUGCUCAGGGCAUCAUGGUGGCCCUGUCCGCCCCCAAUGUGAAGAUCUUGGGGAUCACCUGCUGCCAUGGCAACACACCCCUGGAGAACGUCCUCAAGAACACCCUGCGUGUCCUGAAAGUCUGCAACAAGCUGGAUAUCCCAGUGUAUCGUGGCUGCUCUGUGCCCCUGCUGGCCCGUAAACAACACGCCAGUGAUUACCACGGGAAGGACGGACUGGGCGAUGUCCCAGAUCCAGAGGCCCCAGGCCUGGAACUGCUGCAGAAGAGAAAAGCUCCACAGGCCAUCAUCCAAAUGGUGAAAGAGAACCCGGGAGAGGUGAUUCUCGUUGCCACGGCACCGCUCACUAACCUGGCUGUGGCGGUGCAGCUGGACCCUUCCCUCCCGAAGAAGCUGAAGUCAGUCUACAUCAUGGGAGGAAACAUUGAAUCCAGAGGAAACACCACAGUGUGUGGAGAGUUUAACUUCGUGGCUGACCCUGAGGCUGCCUACAUCGUGUUGGACCGCUACACCUGCCCCACUUACAUCGCCAGCUGGGAGUUCACCUGCAGGAACAGCCUGCCGUGGUCUUUCUGUGACCAGUGGCUGUCCCAAAACACUGAGAAGGCCGCCUUUAUGAAAAGGAUCACAGCCCUCUCCAUGAAGAAAGCGAGGUCAGAAGAAUAUCAAAAGGAGGUCACAGAGGGAAAAGGAUUCAAUUCCUGCGACACGUACGCCGUGGCUGCCGCCAUCGAUGCCUCAUUCAUCACAGAGAGUGAGGAGGUUGCUGUGACAGUGGAGCUGGACGGGACCCAAACCCGAGGCAUGAUGGUGCUGGACUACAUGGAGCUGCUGAAUAAGACACACAAGGCUGUGAUCAUGAAGAAAGUUGAUUUGGAGAAGAUGAAGCAAAUGUUCAUGAAUUCACUCAAGUAGAAUGAUACUGCAACUGUUUCAUCAACAUGAAUAAAAAUAACUUCAUUCAACUUUUAUUAUAGUUGAGAUUAAGAGAAACAUAACAACCAAAAGAACAAAUAUAAAAACCCAUUACCAUACAAAUGAGUUC